AUGACUAAUUGGUAUGAUGCUAAGACUGAAUGCACUACAGUCGUCUAUCAACAUUUAGCCACUAUUCAAAAUGAUGAUGAACGCUUGUAUUUAAAGUCCAAACUUCAGUCUCUUCAAGCUAAUUACUGGAUCGGCGCUUUUACGGAAAAUAGAGAGUGGAAAUGGAUUGACGGGGGUUCAACAAGCUUUGAUGGCAUGUGGGCUGAUAAAGAUGCGGCUAAUUUAUUGCAAAGUGAAAACUGUGUUCAGAUUUCUACUUCGGGAUAUCUGAGUGACAGGAACUGCCAAUCAUCAUUUGGUUAUAUUUGUAUGUCGUCAGCAAUCAAUCAGUGGUAUGAGUGCCGUGAAUACUUAGACAACUCAACAACAGUUGAAAGUGCUGAGUACUUUGUUCCACAAUUUGCUGACAUUCCAGUUACGGUUCAUUUUACAAUAAAUAACAAUUCGACUAUCGAACUGCUAAAAGGUGAAAAAGUCAAAUUUUUCUGUGAAGUCUCAGCAAUUCCAGAAGCAGUUGCUGUUAUAACAGGAAGUAACCUGAGUAGAAUUCUAGACCAACGGUCCAACAGUAGCCGGCUGGAACUGGUUCUUGAUGACGUACAGUGUACAGAUUCAGGUCGAUAUUUCUGUUGGGGAAGCAACGGGUUAGAGACCAACCUGCACGAAAUUUGGAAAUAUGUUGACAUUUUGAUGGAAUGUGCCCCUGCUGUGGUCGACAGUUCUCUGACCAUCCAGAUAUCAAAGAGCGGCAACACGACCAUCACACUGGAGAUAUUGGGCUAUCCUGAACCCACGGCCUACGGUCUGCAGAUACAGUUGGGCCAGUCCAUGUCCAACACUGACGACUAUAACGUCGUCUAUACUAAGCUGACACCCCCGUUUGGUUUAGUGACCUUGACCAUUUAUGACGAAAACAAACAGAUAUCUUUGACGUAUAUAUUCACUAUUCUGAACGUUGCUGGAAAUAGUACAAUCACUUUUGAUGUCGUUAAAAAAGAAUAUAAUGGUAUUCCAGUAACAAUAAGUUUUACAGUAAAUGAUAUGGUGUCAAUCGAACUGACAAAAGGUGAAAAGAUCAAAUUUUUCUGUGAAGUCGAAGCGAUUCCAGAAGCAGUUGCUGUUAUAACAGGAAGUAACCUGAGUAGAAUUCAAGACCAACGGUCCAACAGCAGCCGGCUGGAACUGGUUCUUGAUGAAGUGCAGUGUACCGAUUCAGGUCGAUAUUUCUGUUGGGGAAGCAACGGGUUCGAGACCAAUUCGCACGAAAUAUGGAAAUUUGUUGAUAUUUUGAUGGAAUGUGCCCCUGCUGUGGUCAACAGAUCUCUGACCAUCCAGAUACCAGAGAGCGGCAACACGACCAUCACACUGGAGAUAUUGGGCUAUCCUGAACCCACGGCCUACGGUCUACAGAUACAGUUGGGCCAGUCCAUGUCCAACACUGACGACUAUAACGUCUUCUAUACUAAGCUGACACCCCCGUUUGGUUUAGUUACCUUGACCAUUUAUGACGAGAACACACAGAUAUCUUUGACGUAUAUAUUCACUAUAAUGAACAGUGCUGGAAAUAUCACCUUCACAUUUGAUGUCGUUAAACAAGAUAUGAGUGAAAAGGUGAAUGAAGAUGUCACACAACUCCACGUCAUGGUCUAUGUUGGUGUCACCUGUGGUCUGCUGAUUUUACUGGUUACUUCUGUCAUCGUCGGAAGAGUUGUUGUCAAUAGGUGGUCGAGUCGUAGAGCUAAACACCAUGACUAUGGCAUUAGUGGAUCGAAUCUCCAUAGGGCAAGCUUAAAAAACAACCUAUCUGGUCCAGAUAAAGCAAACACUGCCACAACAACUGAACCACCUCUACAUACAGUUGAGACAGACGACAGCUACCACCAGAAAGUUCAAAUGGAAGACAGCUCUGGCGCUCUUGUAUUUUACUUUGAACCUCCACCUGAUUAUCCAUUGGAUUAA
Molecule: messenger RNA, 1959 nt
Organism: Physella acuta
Lineage: Eukaryota; Metazoa; Mollusca; Gastropoda; Physidae
Biological process (GO): homophilic cell-cell adhesion
Cellular component (GO): plasma membrane
Source: RefSeq, a predicted model, not a curated record